Molecule: messenger RNA, 801 nt
Organism: Anastrepha obliqua
Lineage: Eukaryota; Metazoa; Arthropoda; Insecta; Diptera; Tephritidae
Gene: Ras64B
Product: ras-like protein 2
Exons: 3
Coding region: 163-774 (203 amino acids)
Biological process (GO): signal transduction
Cellular component (GO): plasma membrane
Molecular function (GO): GTPase activity; GDP binding; GTP binding
Source: RefSeq, a predicted model, not a curated record
GUCUGUCAUUUAUCAUUAAUUUGUUCAUUGUGUAGUGAAAUGUUUUUAGCAUAGAUAACGCUUUUAGGGUGGAACCGUAGCUAAAUUAUUAUAUUAUAAACGUCAAUUGAUUUCAUACAAAAAUAUUGAAUCAAAUAAAAUAUUAGUAUACAUUUCAGUAAAAUGUCGCGAAGUAAUGCAACUCAAGGCAGUGGAUUAUCCUUGCAGACGUACAAAUUAGUGAUUGUGGGAGGUGGUGGGGUGGGAAAAUCUGCGUUAACAAUACAAUUCAUUCAGAGUUACUUUGUUACCGACUAUGAUCCUACAAUUGAAGACUCUUAUACCAAACAAUGUGUCAUCGACGAUGUCCCAGCAAAAUUAGACAUCUUAGAUACUGCCGGCCAAGAAGAAUUCAGUGCCAUGCGUGAACAGUACAUGCGUUCUGGAGAGGGUUUCCUGCUUGUCUUCGCCCUUAACGAUCAUUCCAGCUUUGAUGAGAUACCAAAAUUCCAAAAGCAAAUACUCCGUGUAAAGGAUCGCGAUGAAUUUCCAAUGUUAAUGGUUGGCAACAAAUGUGAUUUGGAGCAACAGCGUCAAGUAUCGUUGGAUGAGGCGCAAACUAUAAGCCGAAAUCUCAUGAUACCAUACAUUGAGUGUAGCGCAAAGUUGCGCGUUAAUGUCGAUCAAGCAUUUCAUGAGCUUGUGCGUAUUGUGAGAAAAUUCCAAUUAGCUGAACGCCCGUUCUUGGAGGAGAGCUACAAUAGGAAAAGCAAACGGAAAUGUUGCGUCUUGUAAUAACGUAUUAAGCAAAAAUAACGCAAA